Messenger RNA from Cloeon dipterum, 1770 nucleotides. RefSeq names its product lethal-(2)-denticleless (gene l(2)dtl). The transcript is spliced from 8 exons. NCBI's taxonomy places the organism in Eukaryota, Metazoa, Arthropoda, Insecta, Ephemeroptera, Baetidae. The record is from RefSeq and is a predicted model, not a curated record. Gene Ontology annotation, biological process: proteasome-mediated ubiquitin-dependent protein catabolic process; mitotic G2 DNA damage checkpoint signaling. Gene Ontology annotation, molecular function: protein-macromolecule adaptor activity; protein binding. The coding region runs from base 144 to 1685 and encodes 513 amino acids. Gene Ontology annotation, cellular component: nucleus.
AUGCGAGUAUGUGAGCGUGAGCAUGCUAUGUCAAGUUAGUGCAAAAUGGAUGAGGCUAGGCUGCUCUUGCUGCGCUGAUUUUUUUCUUAAAAGUUGAACCGUUUUUGAAUGAAAACAAGCAAAACAACUUUAAAACCAAGAAAAUGGAGUUACUUUACAACCUGCAAAGGAGAUCUUCAGGUCUAGGCUUUAGGAAAAACAGGGACGUGUGCAUACCACGACUUGUAAAUUUUAAAAAUGACACGCACCAGAGAUCGAUUUCUUUCCAAGAAAAUGUUGAAGAGAGCGAAUGUUUGGUAGGCCGAUUUUGUCCUUUCAACCAAAGAGAUGGACUCUACGCCGUCGCCGACGAGCUUGGAUUUGUUUACUUUCAAAGAGUUGCCGAGAAGAAGAAACCAGAGCGGUUAGAAAACCGAAUCAACUUGCACAAUAAUGCUAUUUUCGACCUUCAAUGGUUCAAAAGCCGAAGUGGAGAAAUAUACAUAGUGACAGCUUCAGGUGACAAAACGGUCAAAAUCGCCAACUUUGCGAGGCUUGAGGACCAGACCAUUCUCACUGAGCAUCAGCAGUCAAUCAGGACUAUCUGCACUCAUCCAGAUCAGCCGGGAUUUUUGGCUUCCUCUGGCAGAGAUGGUAAUAUUGUGAUUUAUGAUGACAGGAGUCCAACCUACCAAGUGUCCAAUGUGAUUGUAAACGCCCACAUAGAAAAAUGCAGAACAAAAGGGCCAGUGACUGUCAAGGCUAUCAACAAAAGUGUCACAGCUCUAGCCCUUAGAGACCCAAACACUCUAAUUUCCGGUGGAUUUACUGACGGAACCAUUAAAGUUUGGGACCUGAGACGAACCUAUUUGAAGAACGUAGCCAAGCAACCUCUUCCUCUGCACGUCUUCAAGGUGGGCGCCACGGUCUCUAGUCUCUCAGUCACGGACUCACUGUUGUAUGCAAGCUGCUCAAACCACUCAAUUUACUGCUUCAACGCCAACACGUACAAUUCAAACCCAGUUUGCAAAUUUGUGGGCCAUGACACAAACUCUGCGUACAGUUCGUACAUGCAUGCCAGCGUUAGUGACUGUGGCCACUAUCUCGCCUCGGGUUCUUUUGAUGGCAGCAUUUUCCUGUGGUCGACCCAGCUCGACCGGUGCAUAACUGAGCAGGGAGAGAAGUACCCUCAGGUACACCCUGUGGCCCGCCUUGUUGGCCACGAGAAGGAAGUCACCUGCGUGCAAUUUGGAACUGUGACUGAUCAGCUAAUGUUAUUGAGCCUCAGUGACGACAAAACACACAGAAUCUGGCGGCCUACUCCUGUCCUAGACAAGACUGACGAAGAAAACCCAAUUGAAGGAAAGACUGAAAUUAUUCAUCACGGAUUUUUCGCCUCUCAGAGCAUGCGAAUAGCGAGUGAACCUCCUCAAGUGAAGUGCCGCCUGCUGAGGCCAUUCCCCUCCUUCGUACACGAACCCGAGUCUGUGAUUCACCAAUGCUCGCCAAGAGUUCGAAAAUGCAGCACCAACUGGCUCACCGCACUUAGCCCGCAGAACUCGUCGCCUGGCUCAAGUCCGGCCAGCGCCAGCAGAUCGCGUGCAAAGGUGAAAAGAUCACUGAGCACUGACAGAAAGUCAGCAAAGAGACUGAAAAUGUCAAGUCCUAUAAAAGGCUAUAUCACAAUUCAACCUAAAGCUCACUAAAGCUUUAACGUAAUAUUUGUAAAUUGACUUCUGAUUUUAUCUUAGUGAAGCAUGCGUUAAGGAAAUAAAAAUAAUUUCAUGUAAU